GGGGAUCAAAUGUACAGCUGAAAGUCCCUAAAAGUCCAAUAACUGUCCUGGAUUAUUAGUUUCCCCUGUGGAUUCUAGUCAGAAACUCUGAUACUAAUGUUGGUGCCCCUUUUUCUUUCAGCUCUCACUGCACAUGUGCAAGCGGGAGCUGUUUAAGUGUUUCCAUAGCAACUAGUUUUCCCAGAUUUCCCUGAGCAGCAGCAGGUUUUCUUUAGGGAUCAGGAACUUUACUCACUUUGUCUGCUUAAAGGUAAGCGACAAGGCAACAAAUAGGCAUGGCUGGCCAUUACGAUGAGGGAAGAGACACAGAAGAGACCAGCAAACUUCUUUGCUCCGAUCAAAAAGACAGCGUUCCCAGUCCGGAUCACUGUGACCUCCUCCUGGAUGCGAUAGAUCGACAACUUGAUCAGCUCCAGAUUAUGUCUCCAAAACCAAAACGUGAUGUGGUUCCUACAUCAAAAACUGGCAAAAAUGAAAAUAUGCUGACCUUCUGGGAUGUUUCUGUUAAUAACAAGGAAAGCAGAAGAAGUCUGGACGUAAUCCUCAGGCGCAAGGAAGAAACUACAUUUUGUAGGGAUCAGGUCGCCUGGAGGCUUCAGAGGCUUCUUGGAGAGACGCUUCCUCUUUCAGAGAGUAUCUGCUCUGAGGCAGACCCGGAUCAACCAGACAGCGAGAACAAGACAGAGCGGACAGAAAUCUCCGACAGUGACACUCAUGAAAGUGAUCAAAACUGGCAACGUCCAGAGGAAAGAAGGUCGGAAACAAGCGACACGGCGAUGGCUCGUGGUUUACAGUCGAACAGAUCUGAUCCAGAAAGGGAAGACGGUGCGUUUCUUUCUGACAGCCGUGGAGAAAAUAUGUCGCGCCGUCAUGAGAAGGCAGGAGCCGGAGAGGGAAGCAAGACGCCACUGAGGCCUGGAGACCGCAGCAGCGGAGUUGCAACAUGGAGCUUUGGCGACAUGUCCACUGACGGCAAUUUUGAUCUGGACAUCACUGAACAGGUCAGGCGGAGAGGGUGUUGCUCCUUCAUGGAGGAUGUUGGUGAUUUGAAUGCCAGCUGCGUUGAGCACUGUGACAGUGACUCAGCUGGAGAGGAAGAGGGAGAAACUCAGCUUACAGCAGCUAGGAGAUUCCCUGAUGGACGGGAACAGAAGAAAAGUUUUUCUGCGUCCUCCAACAGUCAGCAGAACAUCAGAAAAACCGACAGUGAAAAUAAAGACAGCAGUGAAGACAUUAAAAACCCCAUCAGAACGUCCACUCCAGUGAAGACAUCAGAGAGGCAGCUGUCAGACUGCAUCAACGUGAAAGAGGAAGUCUUUGACCUCCGACGUAAAUGGGAGAACGAGGAGAAGAAGCUCAGAUCAAAGUGGAUUCAGCUGAAAGAAGUUGAGCUUUGUCUCUCCGAGCUCCGACAGAAAAAGAAGGAAGCCGCCCGGCAGCUGGAACAACUGUCUGCAGAUACGACUUGGAUGCAGAAGGAGAAAAGAUCUUUGGAGUUUGUUCUGAGAAACAGCAGGUACCAGCUACAGCAGUUGCAGAGGCAGACAGAGUCGCAUCUGAAAACUGUGUUCUGGUGGAAGAAGCAGCUGGAGGAGCUUCAUGAGGAGCUGCACAGGGCGGGGAGCUCACCGCUGAACAGAUGUCCAUGUCAGCAGAAACAGCUGGAGGAGAAAAGGCAUCAGACUGAGGAGCCCCCUGAUGUUCAAGUCAUCGAGCUCCAGCACGAACUGGGAGAAUGUAGGAUCGAGGUGGGAACGCUGGGCCAAAUGUUGGCGCAGAAGGAGCUGCAGCUGACGGGUCUGCAGGAGGAACGGGACUCUCUGCAAGCGGACAGAGACGACCUGAUGAGGGAGCUGCAGCUCUACAGAGAGCUGGAAGAAGCUCAGGUGGCGACGCAGCAAGAACUCAACCUCCACAGGAAAGAGAAAGAUCAAGCUUUAAAGGCACGUCUUAUUCAGGAGCACAUUGAGGAGUUGCGCAGUCUGAAAUGUGUUCCUGGGUCUGAGGGAGGGGCGGCAGCGUCUCUCUGCAGGCAGCUGAAGGCCCGGGAGCAGGAGCUGAGGGAGCUUAAGACCAACACGGCUCAGUGGAAGCAGCAGACUGCGGCUCGCCUCGCAGACGGCUUUGCCGAGCAGCUGACGGCUGACCUGGAGAGGUGCAAGACGACGCUGAUGAGGUGCAGCUUUUACAGGAAUGCAUCAAAGAUGAAAGAAACAAGUCCCGACGGAAGCACCAUGUCUGGGGCAAAGGAGUCUCAGGAGGCUGUUUGCUCCCACUUGCAUCAUGCAGUGGUCUGCACUGCUGCACACGUCCCCUCAGACGUCUCUCUGUUUCAGCUCCUUUGCUCCCUGCAGAGCAGAGUGAAGCAGCUCCAGGUUUUCCCAGACACACUGAGCUUUGAUGUGUCAGGAUCCUCUCUGACAACAGCGAGAGGGGAAUUACCCAAAGGAGAUUUUUGAGGAUAUUUCACUGCUAAGCAUAAUCACAGGCUGUGCAGUGGCAUACAAAAGUAUUUACACCCCUUGGAGUUUUCUGUAUUGCAACCACAAACUCUCCCGUGGGGGACGGUGUCUCAGUGGUAGUUGAGGGUUUGAUUCAAAAUCGAGAAGAGGAAGGAAAAGGAGAUGUGCCGUGCCAGUUUUUUUUUUUUUUUUCCCCCCCAAUUAAAAAUAAAAAAAAAUGUGGAUUAAUAUCCAGGUCCCACUGAGUUAAUUCCUUGUAAAAGCAUCCUUUGUGGUAUGACUCCAAAACCUCACAACUGAAAUGAUGUUGAAUGCAUUUUACAGCCAAUCAGUGGCAGUCAUUAUGACUCACUCACUGUUACAUCUGCAUGUGGUAGAAGAAUAAAAGGCAGGUCACUGUGACAUAAGGCAGCAUUCAUCUGCGCCGAGGAAAAGGAAUCUCCCGUGGCCUGUCGACACAGUGAACUGUGAAUGAGUUGUGAACUGUAAAUUAAAUCAUGCCACUUUUGUUAAAUAACCUAAUAAAACUGUCAUGUGUGAGGAAA
Poecilia latipinna (sailfin molly) is the source of this 3007-nucleotide messenger RNA. Its product is annotated as restin homolog. Bases 276 to 2459 code for a protein of 727 amino acids. Lineage: Eukaryota; Metazoa; Chordata; Actinopteri; Cyprinodontiformes; Poeciliidae. The transcript has 19 exons. The record is from RefSeq and is a predicted model, not a curated record.